This is a messenger RNA of Condylura cristata (star-nosed mole), 771 nucleotides long. RefSeq names its product serine protease 40-like. The record is from RefSeq and is a predicted model, not a curated record. The coding region runs from base 1 to 771 and encodes 256 amino acids. The transcript has 5 exons. Gene Ontology annotation, molecular function: serine-type endopeptidase activity. NCBI's taxonomy places the organism in Eukaryota, Metazoa, Chordata, Mammalia, Eulipotyphla, Talpidae. Gene Ontology annotation, biological process: proteolysis.
AUGAAGAUCACCAGUACCUGGGACUCAGUCACACACUGGCUGGGGACCCGGGCGCUGGCCGUCACGGUUCUUUGGCUGCCAUACCUGCUGCUGAGCACAGAGACAGCCUCCACCAGAAAGAAGUGUGGGAAGCCUCUAGUAACUGGGAAGAUCUACGGUGGCGAAGCUGCUCCUGCACUACGGUGGCCGUGGCAGGUCAGCCUGCUGUACAACAACAGAUACAUCUGUGGGGGCGCCCUCAUCGAUCAUUUCUGGGUGGCCUCAGCGGCACACUGCUUCCAAAUGUCCCGUAACCCAUCUGACUACAAAGUCCUGCUCGGUUACCAUCAGCUGCAAAAGCCCAUGAAGCACAGCCAGCAGAUGACAGUGUAUAAAAUCUUCGUCCACAGCGAUUUUAACAGGACCUACUUUAUGGGGAGCGACAUCGCCCUCUUGCAACUGUCUUUGUCUGUGAAUUUUAAUUCCCACAUCCUCCCCAUCUGCCUCAUGCACCCUGACAACACACUGCCCCCUCAUUUGUCCUGCUGGAUAACUGGCUGGGGGAUGGUCACGGAGGAUGAUUACCUGCCCAAGCCCUACCAUCUGCAGGAGGCAAGGGUGGGCAUCAUUGAUUCCGACAUCUGUAAGUCUUAUUUCCAAAUGCCCACUGCCGGUGGCCUGGAUGUGCCUAAGGACGUGCUGUGUGCUGCGGACCUCUUGACAGGAAAGGCCAUCUGCCGAUCUGCCUUGGAGUGCCGCCUCACCGUGCGGCAGCCCAUCCCCCGCCUCUAG